AUGGAGACACAGGAUUUACAUCCGCAGAUAGGCAUCGGCCUGUUCACGACCUACGAGCCGGGAAAAGACUGCUGGACAGGAUCGGGUGGACUUGCUAGCCACGCCAUGUGUUGUGAUCUCUCUAUGUCCGAAUACGGCAUGGGAUCUUGCUGGGAUGGCUGGCGCUACACUUUUGACCGCUGCUGCUUCCUGGGCGAGGCUCCGGCAUUCCGGCCACCAGCGAAGCCACUUCUACGGCUGCCCAAGGAACCAGCGGCACCGAAAGCGGGCAGGGGCGUCGCUCGGCCUUCAGGUGUGGAAUGUUGGCAGAGCGACUUCACUUUCGCAUACUGCUGUAUGGGCGGGGCGGCUGCCUGCUGGGACGAUCAGUUCACUCGAGCCGCCUGCUGUGAUGGACUCGCUGAUCCAGUGGAGGCUUGGAAGGUGACAGAUGCAUCGGAUCCUCAGGUGAUCUGUCUCUUGGACACAAGGAAUGUGGCUUUGGAUCUGGAACAGACUCCGAAGCAUUGUCCGAAAGAGCGCUUCUUUCUUCUGGCGUCGUUGGGCCCUCCGGUGAUCGAAGAGGACUGGACAGGGACACCCUGGUUCCGGAAACCGUGGAGUGUGGAGGGUCUGAAGCGGGAAUCGAUGCAGCGUCUCCAGCCAGUACGACCUAGCAGGACUUCCUUUGUUGGCGGCCUUUGUGUGCCAGAGCCAUGCUCUUUGGAGACGACGGCCGCUUACCUUGCCCCACGCGUUGUGCCUUGGUGGCGGGCUCCUCGACCGGAGCCGCAGCUGCUGAACGAGACUCACUUUUUGCUGCCACCUCCGCUAGCUGCCAAACACAAAGUCUAUCGAUCAUCGCGGCUCAGCUCCACGUGGACAGCUUGGGUCGCCCCGCGGCCCACGGAUGCUGAUGUCUUCGCUGAACAGCUGCACGGCUGGGAGUUUGCAAUCCUCGAGCACGGCAAGUACAUCAGCGGGAGCAUCUCUGGUCUCAUCACCGUGACACUAAUGAUUCUUGCAACGGCUGCUGCUGGUCUUUUAGUCCCGAGGCAAGCAUCAGAGUUUCCACCCUCCCUCGCGCCGCAGUUUCAUCUGCUGCGACUCGGCCUGGCCCGAGGGCCACGGGACCUGGACGUUGCGAGGCUGUGGCUUACGGUCGUUGUGAUGUUCAUCCACGUCGUCGACCACGGACCCUGGCUUCCCGUCACCCAGCACACGAGCGGAGCCUGGCUCGUGCUCCUCAGCAGUGGCCUGAACCGCGUGAACGUGGCCUUCGUGGUGCUCCUGGUCCACCUCAGCAUCAGCCGCAGGUCCUUGAAACAGGCGAUCUCCCUGUGGGGCUGGGUCAGAGGUCUGUUGCACCACAUCUUGAAGAGAUGGCUUGUGAUUUCACCAGUGGUCUCAUUCUGGAGCUUCGUUUUCGUUCACGCGCCCUUUGCGGAUGUUCCCAUGAACAACGUUUUGAAGUCCCACGCGCUGUUUCACCACUACAGCGCGAAGCGAGAUGAGUGUGAGCAUCCGCUGCAUUUGCUGUCGAGCUCGUUCUUGGUGCAUGGGCCGCUGAUGGGAAGGGCGUCGCCUUGCAUGAAUGCCGACAUCUUCGAGAGUUUGUUCCAAGUGGACGUUGUGGUGUUCGGCUUGCUCUCUGCAGUGGGCCGUUUCCGUGCUGCCACCGUGGCGCACUUGCUGUGGGUGCCUGCGGUGAUUCUGAGCUAUCACACAGUGCCUGCUGCCUCCUUUAACGGAGCCGGUCACCACUUCACUGGUCUGCUGCCCGCAGCACUUGCGACAUUGGCAAUCUCUUCCUGGCUCAGCCCUUACGAGCUUCAGCUUUGUCCUCGGACGCGGGCGCCCUGUCGAUACGCUCUGCGAAUUCUUGCGAGCACAUGCAUUGCAGCAACUUGCUUCCAGGACGCGCUUACUACCGGAGGCGAAUUCGUAUUUCCCUUGCCUAGCCUUGAGGGUAUGGCAAGCUUCCUCAAGGCGCUGCAUCCAAUAAGACAGGAGCAAUAUGUGAUUUUCUGUCAUUUGUACGAGCUGGUGUUUGUGCUCGGACUCGUUAUCCACUUGAAGCUGGGCUGGCAAGCGCAUGCCCAACGCCAGGAGCCCUGGUCCGCGCUCCGCUUCCUCUCGCGGCUCAGCCCCGGGCUCUGCCUGUCGAAUCUCUUUGUUCUACACUUUGCUGGUGCGUAUGUUCUCGAUGAGCCCAUCGAGCUGUCAGUAUUCGUGUGCUGUGCAUACCUGCUGAUGACGUUCUCGCUGUCGCUGCUCGUGUCACUCUUGCCUUUGUUCCUUGUGGAAGGUCCCGCUGCCUGCUUGCUUAGCAAUGGUCUUCGUCAGGAUAUGACGGUGCUGCCAGCAGCCGCGGCGGCUGCUUAG
Molecule: messenger RNA, 2364 nt
Organism: Symbiodinium sp. CCMP2456
Lineage: Eukaryota; Dinophyceae; Suessiales; Symbiodiniaceae
Source: the annotation of a GenBank genome assembly